AUGGCUGGUAGAGACCUCGAUAAGGGGCAUCGCUAUAUAGCUGCCUUGGAUAAUGCACGCUGCCAGGACAAGUGGGAUGAAAUUCCUGAACUGAUCCGAAAGGUGACCAAGCAUGCGUCUCAGAAGACAUGCUUCCUCGACACCGUAAAUGUAGAGUCCCAAGUCGCCGCCCAUGUUCGCAAACGCUCAAACGUUCAACCGUCGUCUCCUUCCACAUCCAACCUAUCAGAACUGAUACCCUCGCUCCUGUCCACGAUUGAGAAAGCAGACGGGUCCCCGCAAGAGGUAUUUCAAGCACAAGUCUGUCUGGGAUGGGUUCAUUGGACACUUAAUGAGCCGGGGCUGGCAGUAGCCCGGCUACCUAAAGACUUUGGGGCGACAGUGAGCAACCUCUCGGACGAUGGCCAAGAGUUGUCCCCGUGGACUGAGGUUUGCCUGGUGAAGGGCUGUUAUAUAAAGGGUACUGCACAAUCCAUGGCCUCUGGAUUGGACGACGCCUUGCAAACGUUCAAGUCGCUUAUGCCAUGGCUGAGCAGUCACAGCCAAGCGUCGCUGAACAACCCCCAGCUUUCACACUGGUCUGAAAAGUUAUUGGCACAGGGCGCUCUGCUAUCCGGCGACGAAGCUUGCAUGCACGGUGACGAUGAGCGUGUGGAGAAUGCAUUGAAAUUCUUCAGGUUGUGGUCUGCACAUCCGAACGUGAAAGGAUGGGUUUCCCCAAACGGAGCGCAAAGUGAUAAUAUUGCAGAACCUGCUUCUAAGUCCGCUAUCUGGAAAGGAUACUAUGACCUCUUGACAACUAUUUUGCAGUAUGGGUUGACGUAUGUCUCUCCGACUGGUGGUUCAGAGCGCCCACAGCUGGCCAGUGAACUACGCCGUGUGGAAUCAGUCUGUGAGAGCAGCCUUCUACGUGAAGUGAAGUUCCCAAAAGCAGAGUCCCUCAACUCAGAUAUUGAAGAUUGGGUUGAACAAGUAAUCCAGAACUGGGAAGUCCUCUGCGGGCCGCAAUGGCGUGACGAGGACCUCGGCGAAGGUGGUCAAAACGCAGUGGGCCGAAACGUGCUUGAUAUUCUUUACAAGGCCGCAACAAAGACAUACCACUCUCACUUGAUUCUUAGGCGUCUUUUCCAUGUCCAUUCGGCAUUGGCAGAUUUUGAUCUCGCUCUCAAAGCCCUCGAUGCCUAUAUUGAAAUUGUCACGGGCGCAAAAGCAAGGGCGGAGAAGGGAGCCGAGUCAGGGGAAUUAGAGAACGAUGGACGGCUGCUGCAAACUCUCUCUGAAGGUGUCACCAUGCUGUGCUGCUUUGGCCCAGAAAAGGGGGCUGAAAAAGCAAGAGACUUGACAGUACUCAUCAAGAGGUUCUUAGGCAAGCAUACGCAGGUCGAUGCAAACGACCAGGAAAAUGACAAGGCUAUGGUAUCGCAGGAGGAUGCAAGCUCGUCAUACUCUGAUACUGUGUCUCCAUCCGUCACUGCUCUAGCAUACAGGGCCAUCGGUGUCGGACUUGCCAACUGGGCCUACUGGACACCCGUGAACGAAGAACGGGAUGACAUACGGGCUGAAGCUAUCGAAUAUUUGGAGAAAAGUCUUGCACCGGAGCUUGGGGACGAGUACAAUUAUUCGUCCUUGUACACGCUUUCUCUCCUUCUAGCUGAGGAUCGGGACCUGGAUGGUGCAAUUGACUAUGUCAAGUCAGCGCUGACAUCGAAUAGCCAUCCUACCCCUACGCAAGCCAAUCUUGUGAAAGAAAGAGAUCUUGUCGCUCUAUGGCAUUUACUCGCCCUUCUACUGAGCGCAAAACAGGACUUCGGCAUUGCUGAACGUUCUUGCGAAGCUGCAUUCGAACAAUUCCCCAGUGCUGUUGCUUCGCUCAACCACGGUGACAAGGGUUCUCACAGACAGCCGCAAGACCAUGAGCAAUCUACUGCCAACGGUCUGAAACACGCAUUAAUUGAUCAAUUGCGAGGCCGUGAGAAAGAGCGUAUAAUUGAGACGCGCAUGACACAACUCGCCUUUGUUGAGGUCUUGGAGGGCCCGGAGGCCGCUGUUAACCACAGCGACCAACUGCUCAGCCUUUUUGCUACCCUUUUUCAAAACUUGGAGCUCGAAAGUGGGAAUGUGAAUGAAAAGAAUACCAAGACAGAACACCUUGUCCCACCACAAAGUUCUGCUGGCACAGUGAGAAGCUUCCGCGGCAGUAUAUUCGGGCGAAAUCGAGGCCCUCGUGCUCCAGAGCGAAAGGUGGAAUCUGCUAUCGAUGGAAAUCAGGCCGAUUCUGUAAACCAAGCGGGCCACCCCUUUAUUUCAGAUGCUGCGCCUGCUAUCCAGGUCACAGACGAAGAUAAAAAGCUCGCCAAUGAAGGUUCACAUCCCGUGGCAAGAUCGGAGUCGACGCGGCAGAGACUGCGAAAGCGUAGCAGUACCCUCAGGAAAUCUGAUGCUGUUACGGCCCAAGGCGAUGGGUGUAUUCCCCCUGUUCCAUCAACCACCGACGCGAAUGGCACGAAAACGCUAGAUCAAACAAGCAAAGACGAAACAACGGCUCAGGAUAUGGUUGGCCUUGCAGUGUCGGGUGCUGAGUCCCAACAAGCACAGGACGGCAAGCAACCGCUGCGGCCUAUGGCUCACAACGUCAAAUACAACAAAGUACCGCCUCCAGUUGGCCAUGAGAAGCAGCCACCUGAACAAGACGUUCGGCUUCCUAUAUCAUACAGGUUUGACUCGCCCACAAACGCGGUCGUCAAAUUUCCGAUUGCACAGGCCCAGAAGCAUGCUCUCGGCAUCCUUAUCAAAGUCUGGCUUCUCGUUGCGGGACUUUAUCGACGUGCGUCACUAUUUGAGGACGCAAAUGAAGCGUGCGAGGAAGCUUUCAAGCAGGUUACACGCAUUGAGGCUCUUGUUGCAGCUCAGGAUUCGUCUGCCAAGUUGUUCAGCGAACGGAGCUGGGGCACUGCAAAGAGCUCUGAAGAGCUCUGGGCAGACUACUAUGCUGAACAGGCACAAUUGUCAAAGGCUCAAUCACGCCCUCGAGAAGCAAUGGAGCGUUUCGAGCGAGCAUUAAUUCAUUAUCCUGAUCAUCCGAAAGCCACAAUUGGGUUGGCUAGCUUACUCCUGGAUAUAUGGGAUCAGAAAUUUACAGCGGACUCUCCACCUUGUGAAGUUGAUUUCGACAUUUCCACGCUGUCUUUGCUAUCAACUCCACAGAAAAAGAACACGAACUCAAAACAAAACCAAGAAAACCAUGCGGAGAAGUCGGGUGUCGAUGAGACAAAGCGAGCUACAGGCACACCACCUGUAUUCAAAGAAGAAGAACCCAAGUACCUCAACCGACUCGCUGCUCGUGAUCGUGCAUUCGGUCUUUUAUCCACCUUAACAAAGCGUGGCAGCUCUUGGGACAACUCCGAGGCUUGGUAUGCACUCUCCAGAGCAUAUGAGGCUGGAGGGCAGAUCGGAAAGUUGAAAGAGGUUCUAUGGUGGUGCAUCGAGCUCGAAGAUCGACGCCCAAUUCGCCAUUGGUCUAAUAUUGGCUCCGGUGUAUAUGUUCUCUAA
This is a messenger RNA of Aspergillus wentii DTO 134E9, 3549 nucleotides long. RefSeq names its product putative filamentation protein (Rhf1). Bases 1 to 3549 code for a protein of 1182 amino acids. The record is from RefSeq and is a predicted model, not a curated record. Gene Ontology annotation, molecular function: protein binding. NCBI's taxonomy places the organism in Eukaryota, Fungi, Ascomycota, Eurotiomycetes, Eurotiales, Aspergillaceae. The transcript has 5 exons.